AUGUUGCCGACGAUAAAAGACUCCGCAAGUGACGAAGAUGAAUACACGCCUCUCGCUGCAACGCUCGGACCAACACAAUCAGUUUUAUCGAGAUUAUAUAAAAUAUAUUGCUUAAAAAGUUUAUUUGCAGCUCGGGGCUUCUGGUUUUUGCGCAGCAAACACUUUGAACUAUGCGCCAGAGUUUUACAGCAUUCCCAGCACUUUCACAGGUUUACCUAUUGGUAAAUUAAUCCAUAAUGAGUUACAGGCGUCGUUCCUCAACAAUUUUACUCAGAGGAAUAUCAGGCUCCAGUUUAUCAGGAACUGAAGCCUCAAACUUCAAUAAUUGAACCGAAGGUUCAGGUUCUUUGCCCACCGCCUCCGAUUCCUCAUAAGGUUUUCUUAUUUGGUUUUUUGAAAAUAUUAAUUUGUUCUUCAGUUCCCUACUGUACCUAUUUGUGUACCUUUUAUCAUCAGCCAUCCUAACAAUGGAAUCGGUUUUUAUUUUCCUGAUUACUGUAAGUUCGAAGUUAUUUUUUCCAGAUACAGCCUCUCAACGGAUUCUAAGUAGUUUACCGUUCAUUCCACCGCCUUUACCACCACCAGUCAUCGAUUUUCGAACGGUAAUAAUGAAGAAAAAAUAAUAAUAAAGUUUGAAUUCCAGCUCCCUCAGAUCCCUUUCCAAUUCACGCAUGAAAGAAAAAAAACAAAGGUUGUUUUUAUUCAUUUUUCGAAAUUGAAAUAGACAAUUUAGGCCUCGAAAUCCGGUUCAAAUCAAGAAAACUCAGCUAAAAAACCAAUGGAUCGGCUUGCAUCGGUUAAUAAAAGCAACGUUCGAGAAGCUGGAGAAAAUUCGAAUGUAUUCUAAAGAUAUUCCCGAAAAAUUCAAGUCUAAUAACUUUCUUGUCAAAACUAAUAACACAAAAACCGAAUUUUUUUUUGCAAGUUUAAAAUCCUGAUGUUUUUAAUUCUUUAUAAGCUUGGACCCUUUUUUUAAGUGGUCACUUAAGGGAUUCCUCAAAGACCAGACUUCUAAAGAUGCUACUAAUUUUUAGCCGCUUGAGUGGCCACUAAUUUGGCUACUACAGUGGCCACUAAAACGUUAAAACCCUAAAGUGGCCUCUGAAAACCUUCCCAAGACUUUUAAAAAGGCCACUAAUUUUAGUCCCUUAAGUGGCCACUAAUUUGACCACUAUAGUGGUCACUAAACGGCCAAAUCCCUAAAGUGGUCUUUAAAAAUCUUCCCAAUCCACUUAGACUUCUAAAGAGGCCACUAAUUUUAGUCCCUUAAGUGGCCACUAGUUUGACUCUAUAGUGACCACUUGAACCACCCCUAUAGAAGUCGUAUUAGGGGCCACUACAGUGGUCUUUAGCGAUUUAGUAGUACCACCAAGAAUUCUCGAGAGGCCUAUAAUUCUUAGCCACUUAAGUGGUCUCUCAAACUUCAAAACCCUAAAAUGAUCCCUCAAAAAUCCCCUUUUUUUCAAGAAAUACAACAAGAAACCGGAAAUGCGGAUCUCCCAGGUGAUGAAACUUGAACGGUCGGAGCGAGUCAGAGCCCUGAAACUGGAAAAAGCCGCGGCGCUUGUUAGGUUUCUUCUUAUAACCUAUCCGGGAAGAAACUUGAAAACUUCCAGAGAAAAAGUGGCAAAAGCCGAGUUGCGCGAGAGACGGAUGAGACAACAGAAAGAAGGUUCAGCCCCUCAGGAACCGUAAGAAAAAAUUGAAUCGUAUUUUAAAAAAAAGUUUAGAAAAGCUCAAAACGAUGUGGAAGAAGGAGAGGAGGCUGAAAAAGGGGGUAAAAAAUCAAAUAAUAAUUUUCAGAAAUGGAAUUUUUUCCAGAAAAAGGACUCAGAAAAACGGGAAUGCCAUUUCCGGUGAGUUAUUUUUUAGAAUUUGUAUAAAAUACCAUAAUUUCUCUUAUAGACGCUUUCGAAAGAGAUGAAGUUGAUCUUUAAAAUCACAAAAAAUGUUUUUACUCUUGAUUUCUUUUUGAAACGAAGCUCACAAAAUGUUCCUUUAGAUAGUUCCUAUCAUGUCAGAAUCUCAAGAAAAUUGCAUUAAAACCUAAUUUUAAUUGAAAAUUUGUAAAUUUAUCCAUUAAUGGAGGACUUUGUUUGGCUAAAAACAAGAUUUCAAAAAAAAAAAAAAUCUUCCUAACGCUCAAAUUUGAGCUUUUCAUCAAAAUUAUGUCCAAGCCAGCUUGUGACGAUUUUUAUAUUUCUCCCAGAACCUUUCUCUUUGAAGCGCUCAGCCUGUUUCUGUUCAUGCGCCUUUAAUUUUACGAAAAUUUCGGGCUAAUUCAAAGGCGCAUGGCGAUAGACAGGCCGAGCGCAUCGAAGGGAAAGGUUCUGUAGCUGGAAUAAACUAUAGGUUACAUGAGAUUUUUUUGGGGUACAACCGGAAUAUCAAAAAAAAAUUUCUCUUACCGCUCAAAAAAUUUAUUGAGCCCAGUCCGCACAAGUUUGUCAAGAUUUUCAUUCUCCUCCCAGCUACAGAAGCUUUCCUUUCAAUGCGCGCAGCCCGUUUUUGCGCAUGCGCCUUUAAUAAAAUGGAAACUUUAGGUUUAUUUAAAGGCCCAUGGCCACGUGCCUUUAAUAUUUCGGAAAUUUUAGACUAAUUUAAAGGCGCACGAAUCGAAUAUUUCAGAUGAAUUGGGUUGAUAGUAAAGUCCGUUCGAAGCCGCUCUACAUUUAGCGGUGUUUAGAGGCUUUUGGAGUCGUUUUAAAUGAUUUUGAAGGAGAUUUAAAUUUUUCAUAGGCGCAGUGUGUGACCUAAAUCUCAUAGUAUAAUUAUCCAUUUUUUUUUCAAUUUUAUUAUGCGUUUUUCUCCGCUUGAAAAAACUGAAUUCAAGGAUCAUUUCAAGCCAUUUCUCGAACCUUCCAGAAAGAUUCUUUCGUUAUCCGCCUCUGCGAUAUCGACUCAAUAAAUCGGAGCAACGAGAUUUGGCGCGUCGACAACCAUAUCCUCAUGCAAAAGUUCACCGGGGUUCCUUCGGUUCGGAUCCCCGCCCGCCAGUUCCAACAGACCAAUCGUGUCAGUAGUCGAGAAAAUUUUAAAUCCACCACACGGCUUUUUCCAGUUAUCCGGCUAUGAUAUGCGAGCCGGCUGGCGUUUUUAUCGAAUCGACCCGCGGAAUAUUGAAAUCGUCAGCUCUGAGGUGCUUUUCAGCUGGAAAAUUCUCAGUGGCCUCUUAAGGGUUUUGGUGUUUUAGUGAGCACUAUAGGAGUCGAGGUGUCUCUAUAGAAGUGCUACUAAAGCCCAUUCACGGAUAUUUUAGGACGCAAAAAGGCGUGGCCUGUCUGCGCUCUCCACCAACCAGACACUAUCUCUUUUCUUAUCGUGUCAGGACCCAAUUUUAGAUGGCUCAAGUCAGCCGUAGAUCAGCUAUACUGGACCAAUAAAAACUACUUUAGUGGCCACUAAGAAGCAAAAUAGUGGCUUCUUGCAAGGUUAUUGAGUGCUCACUCUAGUGUUCUCUCCUUGAGGAACCUCUUAAGUGGCCACUAGAAUUUUUCCCGAUGUAUAAACAAGAUUUAUUUUUAGAUCAUGGAAAGGCACACAACUAGUUCUCUAGGAUAAACUUCAGUGGUCAUUCUAGAGUUUUGAUGUUUUAGUGGCCACUCUAGUGGUCAAAAUAGUGGCCGCUUGAGGGACUAAAAUUUAGUGCCUUCUUUAGAAGUCUGAGUGCUACCACUAAACCACUAAGAACUACUACAGUAGCCAAAAAAGUGGCUUCUAUAGAGGGGAUUUUAGUGGCCACUUUAGUAUCCUAGAGCAACCUCUUCAGUAGCCACUUAUUCCCAUUUCAUCGCCUCAAAAUGUCUCUCUUAGGUAACAAUCCACGAUUACCCCGACAUUUCUGUACUCCGGGAGGCAAAAAAAGCUUCCGAGGAACGGAACGAAGAAUUUGUCAGUUUCUGAUCGCGUUUUAAUAGAAAAAAUUUUGUUUAAAGAAAAAAAUCGAGUCUUCGGAAUAUCAAGAGAAAUUGGAGAUCUAUGAGCAGAAGAUAAGGAAACGGAUCGAAGACAAGAAACGGAAAAGACAGGCCAGGUGGAAGCAGAAAAUUUCCGAGAAGGGGGAGGUAAAAAAGGAAAAAAUUGUCUGUUGAGAUAAUCUUCAAAAAUCGUCUGUAGUCUGCUCAGAUUUUGAAUGUCAAGUCAGAUGACGUCAUUAGAAAACGCUCUCUGCGUGGCUUAUGUGACGUCAUUAGAAAAAGCUCUGUGGUUGGCUCGCUCUCUGCUUGUCGAGCCAAUAGGGGCGGAGCUUAAAAAAAACUUGACAUUCAAAAUCUUAACAGGCAGUAUUCGAAGCUUUCCAUGGAAUUAAAAAAUUAACGAUUUAAUCAAUAAUUCUUAAAAAUCAAUAGACUCAUUUCUUCUAAAUUCCACUACGAAGCUCCAGAUUACGCCCUUAACUUAUUCAGAUUCCAAUCUGUAAAAAAGCCAAAGAAGACGUCGAACCGCCGGCCGCGAAUAGCGACGAUGAGGAUGACGAAUACAUGACGUCAUCGGAAGAAGAAUACGAAGACGAAGACGUCAAGACGGUAACUGCGUCCGUCAUCAUUGACGUCUUCUUGACCUUUAGAAGCACGACGGCAGAGAAGACGUCGAUGGAGAGCCUGGAGUCGUCGUCGAGUAUUUGGAUGAGUACUCGACGCCUACCGUUCCAGAAGACGUCAAGGAUGUCGUGACGUCAUCUGAUGACGUCAAGGGUGAAGUCGUCGAAAUCGACGGCCAAUUCGAGAUGGACCCCAAGUGUAUUCGGAACAGUGUCAGUAUCAUCGAUUUGACCAUUUAG
Caenorhabditis auriculariae is the source of this 4780-nucleotide messenger RNA. NCBI's taxonomy places the organism in Eukaryota, Metazoa, Nematoda, Chromadorea, Rhabditida, Rhabditidae. The record is from the annotation of a GenBank genome assembly.